AUGGACGGCAAGAGCGGAGGGCAAGGCCAAUUACUAAGCCACUGGAGCUGGAGCUGGAGCUGGACCUCGACGCCGCCGUGGCAAGCGUGGGUGCUGUCCCGCUCCGCUCCCGGUCUUGGCACCAACAGGAGCAGCAACGCGUCGAUCGCCGUCGCCGACCCUGCCUCUGCCGCCGUGUCCAGCUCAACCUCGACCGCGAACGACAUUGAGCUCCAGCCCUGGCGUUCGACCUCUGCGUCCACAUUGACCGCCAAAGAGAGCCCGUUGACGCCGUUCGCCAACCUGCGAUCGAGACCCCACAACCACACCCGCACCAGCUCCGCCACCAGUCUUUGCUCGAACUCGAGCACCUCGUCCACCACCAGCAACACCAGCACCUCUUCCGUCAAGAGCCAGGAAGCCCAGUCAGUCUGGCGUGACUACUGGUGA
Molecule: messenger RNA, 429 nt
Organism: Verticillium nonalfalfae
Lineage: Eukaryota; Fungi; Ascomycota; Sordariomycetes; Glomerellales; Plectosphaerellaceae
Exons: 1
Coding region: 1-429 (142 amino acids)
Source: RefSeq, a predicted model, not a curated record